AUGAUUCAUCAAGGAACGAUUUAUCCAGGAACGGAUGGCACCCGACCAUCCUUCUUCAACUGGCCAAGCAACAUCGACGUGACCGUCCCCUUCGGUAGCAGCCCAACUACCGUCAGCUGGACCGAGCCCAUUGGUGUAGCCAGCGUUGCGGCCUCACAGAGCUCUGGAUCUUUCUUUGUCGUGGGAUACACUAACGUGGCGUACACCGCCACAGACCCAAGCAGCAACUUCGAAAGCUGCUCUUUCUCUGUCACCCUCACAGCAACGAUUUAUCCAGGAACGGAUGGCACCCGACCAUCCUUCCUCAACUGGCCAAGAAACAUCGAUGAGACCGUCCCCUUCGGUAGCAGCCCAACUACCGUCAGCUGGACCGAGCCCAUUGGUGUAGCCAGCGUUGCAGCCUCACAGAGCUCUGGAUCUUUCUUUGUCGUGGGAUACACUAACGUGGCGUACAACGCCACAGACCCAAGCAGCAACUUCGAAAGCUGCUCUUUCUCUGUCACCCUCACAGCAACGAUUUAUCCAGGAACGGAUGGCACCCGACCAUCCUUCCUCAACUGGUAAAAAAACAUCGAUGAGACCGUCCCCUUCGGUAGCAGCCCAACUACCGUC
This is a messenger RNA of Strongylocentrotus purpuratus (purple sea urchin), 612 nucleotides long. RefSeq names its product hyalin-like. The transcript is spliced from 3 exons. The record is from RefSeq and is a predicted model, not a curated record. The coding region runs from base 1 to 564 and encodes 187 amino acids. NCBI's taxonomy places the organism in Eukaryota, Metazoa, Echinodermata, Echinoidea, Camarodonta, Strongylocentrotidae.